Messenger RNA from Euleptes europaea (tarantolino), 1294 nucleotides. It is a transcript of the gene STC2, whose product is annotated as stanniocalcin 2. Gene Ontology annotation, molecular function: hormone activity. The record is from RefSeq and is a predicted model, not a curated record. Gene Ontology annotation, biological process: intracellular calcium ion homeostasis. Bases 3 to 902 code for a protein of 299 amino acids. The transcript has 4 exons. Gene Ontology annotation, cellular component: extracellular region. NCBI's taxonomy places the organism in Eukaryota, Metazoa, Chordata, Lepidosauria, Squamata, Sphaerodactylidae.
CCAUGUGUGCAGAGUUGGUAGGGAAACUAGUUACCGUGGCGUUGGUCUUUGCGAGCUGUGAGCCGGCCGUGGGCACGGAGGCCACCAAUCCGCCGGACGGGGCCCCGGACAGAACCCCUCACCAAAAAGGGCGGCUGUCUUUGCAAGAUACAGCUGAAAUCCAGCACUGCCUGGUCAACGCUGGUGACGUGGGAUGCAGUGUGUUCGAGUGCUUUGAAAACAAUUCCUGUGAGAUCCGAGGCUUACAUGAGAUUUGUAUGACAUUCCUUCACAAUGCCGGGAAAUUUGAUGCCCAGGGGAAAUCUUUCAUUAAAGAUGCUCUGAGAUGCAAGGCUCAUGCCUUACGGCACAGAUUCAGCUGCAUCAGUCGCAAGUGCCCCGCCAUCAAGGAUAUGGUCUUCCAGUUACAGCGAGAAUGCUACCAGAAGCACGAUCUUUGCUCUGCGGCUAAAGAGAACGUCCAUGUCAUUGUGGAGAUGAUUCAUUUCAAAGACUUGCUGCAGCAUGAACCAUAUGUCGACUUAGUGAACAUCCUGCUCACUUGCGGAGAGGAGGUCAGAGAAGCCAUCACACAGAGUGUCCAGGCACAGUGUGAGCAGAAUUGGGGGAGCCUGUGUUCUGUCUUGAGUUUCUGCACCUCGGUCCCACGUGGAGAUUCUGCGCUGGAACCAGAGAGGAAACCAAACGAAAUCUUCAGAUCCCCUGCCAGCCAAGGGGACGUCAUAGUCCACCCUGAAUCUGACCCCAGAGAGAACUCCCGAAGCACCAGAGGGGAAAGAGGCAGCCGGCUCUCAAUGAAUCCUCACAUUCGCUCUAAAGCCGGGAGCCACAAUCCCAAAAUGGCCCAUGGGGUAAUUGAACAGGCCGAAGAACUGUCUGAGUUCUCCGACAUCCGAAGGUGAAAGGAGCACGCGGCCCUUCCUUCCUCAUCCACCAGAAACUUCCUCCAUUACGUCCAUCUUCUUAUCUAGGGGCAUUCCAAAAAUAUUUACAAUAUAGAGGGGUGGUGUCAGGCACAGGGCAUUGUGAGAAAUACGGCCGUGUCAGUGUAGGUAUUCUAAGCAACAGAGGAAAAGCAAUGGCUAUUAGUUAUUGAUUGUAUCCAGCAAAUUCAGUCUGUAGGUGCAACAGAAUGUUUUCAUUUAAAUUAUUUUAUUCCUUCAAAAGAGGACAUAAGGAGAUUGGAUGCAGGGAGUGGCGGUGGUUUGUUUCUUUAUCAGGGAUAGAGGUUGAACUGGUCUAAAUUUUCAUUUGUCCACUAUUGGCUCGGUGUGUAUGGUAGUUUCAGCAUUUA